CAGCAGAGAGCAGAACCAAAACGGAAAACGCUAGAGAUGGCCGACAACGAAGAGCUUUCCAAAGCCCUCAAGGAUUUGCCGUUACGAGUUCAAACCUCAAGCAGAAAGAAUAGGAAUGAAAUACUUUCAAAUGUGGCAUCGGUUUUGAGCCAUCCAGGAAUCACUGAAAAUUUAGUGAAAGGAAUAUGCAAAACUCUACAGUUGACUUUGCCUCGCUAUUGCGAUGGUCAAUCAAGGUCUUACGUCAAAAAUACUAUCUCAGCUCUGAUCAAGGAACAUCCAGAUUGGACUAUGAAGUACCUGACAGCUAUUCUUGCAGAUUCAGCUAAUCAAAAUUUGGCUCUUGUUUCAACGAAAAAUAUAGCUCAAAGUGGCUUGUUUGCGUUGGAAUGGUCCAGUCUGCUGGUGGAGCAAGGCUUGGGCAAAUGCUCAAGCGUGGGCAAAGGAGAGUUCCAACGUUUGGUGGAAACACAAUCAAUCAUCUUGUCCAUCAUCGUUGCCGCUGGAAACAAAAAGCGAACCAACAAAGCCUACAAAGUUUUCUGCAGAAUGUGGCGAAGUUCUCCAGAAAUGGUUGAGCUGUAUGGGAAUGCGUUGUCAUCGCUCCCAGCUACUGCCCACACUGUAGUGUUCGGCUCCUACUUCUUGCAGUUUCUCGGAGAAUCCAAACAGAACGACAUCAUUGAAAAGUAUAAGCCGAACCUGCUAGACAUUCUGCUGAAGGUGGGAGUGAGCUGCAAGGUGCAGCCGCCCGCGUUCCUGCUGGAUGAAGCCAGGCCACUGCUGCUGCGCGUCAAGCACGACGAGUUCAGCCAGCUGCUGCUGCCCGCCAUGCAGAAGGCCAUGCUCAGAAACCCGGAGAUCAUCCUGCAAAGUGUCGGCAAGAUCCUGCAAGGCGUCUCCAUCGAUCUCUCCCAGUAUGCGCUCGAUAUCGGCAAAAGUCUUACCACCAAUCUGCACUCGAAGGAGGACUUGGCGCGACAGGAGGCGACCGAUGCGUGCAAAUACCUGGCAGCGCAGUGCAGCGAUGCUUCGGCCCUCGAGUCACUGCUGCAGCACAUGUUCAAGGUUUUCCACGGCUCUGAAGGAAAGUUGACGGUCGCCACACACAAAAUCAGCAUCCUCGAGGGAGCUGGUAACUUGAGUUAUAACGCUCUGUCCGGAACAAGUGUACAGAGUGUGGCCUUGGUAGCUGCUGAUCAUUUCAUCAAAGUUUUGGAAAUCGAAGUGCAUGAGAAAACGCUUAUCAAAUCUCUGGAAAUGCUAUCACUGUGGUGUGCAAAAUUCACUACGCAAACUCCUACAAGGAUUAUCAAUUGGUUGAUGAAAGGAAUUGGCCUGAAAACGUCUACAGCCAGCGUACGAACCGCUUAUAUAGAAUGCAUGUCAGCCUGCCUCCAUGGCAACACUCUUUCGCAGGGCGUGGAACUUGUGCCAUUGUUGAUUAAGAGCGUAGAAAAGGCUGUCUCCCAGCCCACUCAGGUGCUUUCUGUGACUGAAGGUUUGACAGCAGCUUGUCUCCUGCUUAAACUAGCUACAGUUGAGAACAGUGAUUCGAAAAUGAAUGGCUUGUGGAACCUCAUCACUAAUUCUGAAAAGCAAAUAUUUGUCUCCGAAAAGUUUAUCACGGAACAUGAUGUUGCAGCGCUGUGGCUGGUGAUGCAGCUGUGCGAGAAACUGAUGCUGGAGCACGGUGACAAGCUGACCGGGUCCCCCGCCCCGCUGCACCGCGCCAUCGUGUUCUGCCUGGCUUCGCCCAGCUCCAGUUUGCGGCGCAAGUGUCGGCCGGCCGUACGCCGCAUCGUAUCCUCGCUAAUCGGCACCAACUGCGCGUGCGCUCUGCUCACCGAGUUCAACGCCUUUCUCAACAAUCCAAAAAUACAGGAAACAUCUAUGGACAUAAACUCUGCAGCCGUUGCUGGUUCCAUCACCAAUGGUGGAGGAUUUCUCGCCUUGCAGAGAUUACUCUCUUCGAUGAAUAUUCACGCCAUGAAUAAAAAAACAUACGAGAAACAUGAAGCUCUCAUUUCUAAAGGUUGGGAGGAAACAGCAAUUGAAGAAAUGAGGAAGGCUGCUGAAGAAGAAAUUCGAUUAGCUAAAGAGCGAGGUGACGUAAACAAUGAAGGAGUGCCGUUGUUGACUGUUGUUGCUGAUGGAAGCUGGGCCAAGAGAUCAUACAGGAGGAACUAUAACUCCCUAUCUGGAAUGGCAGCGAUAGUUGGAUACCACACAAGACAGGUUCUGUACUUUGGCGUGAAAAAUAAAUAUUGUGUAACCUGUACACGCAAGCCUGGAGACACACAUCACACGUGCUUCAAGAACUGGAAUGGUAGCUCAUCUAGCAUGGAAGCUGCUACCAUCGUAGAAGGCUUCUUGGCAAGUCGCAUUAUGAGGCUGCGGACAGCAGUCACAAAAGCUAUCCAACAUAGAAAAGUUGAAGAAGGAGAAAUAAAUGAAAAGGCUGAAAAACUAAGGCUAGACAUAGUGAACGGACCCAGUCAUGUCUUUGAUGAAACUGAUUAUAUUCCAGAGAUGAAAGCAAGUGGAGUGUUAUAUAAAAUCAUGGAAGCUGUCAAUGUUCUAGCUGACCAUAGCAGCCACCUCAUUUACGACGUUGAUAGCAACAUGGUCGAACACUACAACGCAGUUGUGGCGAGAUUUACGGGAGGAAAAAGAAUCAAUUACAUCCAAAAAGGCUCAUACAGGAUGAGAUGCGCUGCUGCUGUGGUCAGCCACAACACCAACCAGCCGUUCUAUAAGCUGCAUAAAACCAUACUGAAGGUAGCCGAUCAACUCAGACGAAGGUACCUCUAUUCUAUUAUAAACUUAAUGCUAAUGAUAUUAGUUGAUGCGAUUGUGACGUUCUGCUCAGGCACCAAUCUCACCAAACAAGAUACCGAACUGUUGGCUUUGAAAUCUCUUCUUUGCGCCCAUCAUCCUAUCAUAGUUUCUUCCUGUCCAAAUCUUUGGGUCAAGUUAGUGAAAUAUUUCAAGUUGGAUCCGAAAACUUUCAUCAAAAGCUACAAGGACGAAUUAGUAAAUAUGCUGGUCAACGAAUAUCAAUUAUCUCCUAGUUAUCAAGGAGCACUAAGUUGUAUUAUACAUCACAAUUCUUCAGAAAUUCUAAAUCCUGUAGUUGAGCGAGCUUCAAAUCUUCUAAGUGAUAAUAGUCUACUUCGAGUAACAAAGGACGAAUAUUUUACUUUUUUGACACCAGCAGGAGUUCUAUACGACAAAUCAGUGUUGCCCGGGAAAGAAAAUGAGAAUUUACAAAAUUCGAAAAACGUUAAACGUGAAAGCAAAGUGUACUCGUAUAAGGAGCAACAAGAAGAAAUGGCGCUGCGACGAGAAUUGGAGGAGAAGAAAAGACGGCAAGGAAAGAUCAAAGAUCCAGAACUCACACCAAAGCAAAAGGAAGCACUCAGGAUUCAGAUGGAGAAGGAGGCUGCCAUACGGAAGAGACUAACAGAGCUGAAUUCAGACGUAGCCCGCAGUGUGUCAAUGUUGUUGGCUGCAACGGACGGCGCCGCUGUUGAUUUGUCACUGCGCUUCAAGCAGCUGAUUCCAUGCGUUCUGAGUGCACUGCAGUCGCCGCUGUCGGCGCCCUCCGUGUCACAGCUGUACGUCGCAUUGCACCGGUGUGCCUUCCCUCUGCACUCUGCUCCCCUCCACCUGCCCGCCCUGGUCGCGCAAGUCACGCUGCGUCUGCUCAAGCCCAAGUGCGACCUCGACGCAGCCUGGCAGGAUGAACCGCUCGACAAGGCCCUUCUACGCACAAUGUCAUCGCUGCACCAAGAGACGUGCACCAAAGACAAGGGUGGCGGGGCGGAAGGUGGGGGAAGCAGUCGGCUGUCGGCACCCGCCUUCUGCUACUGCUUCCCGCUGCUGCAGUCUACUCUGCAGAAGGCCAGCUGCAUGCAGUCGGACGACUUCCUGCUGCACAUCGGUCUGCAGCUGCUCAGCGAGCAUGCAGGCAUGCGUCAGUCCAACGCCACGCCCGAUCUCACCGAUCCGCAGCACUUGCCAAGGCGGCAGAUGUUCGAUUUGCUCGUCGAUAUCAUCAGCAAGACGAGUGGCAGAAUACAGCAGCAAGCCAGUGCCACCCUCCUCGAUGUAGCCGGCUGUGCUUCGGGUAAGAAGGGCUGCGGCAAAACAUCCAGGGAUGAAAUCGACAGUCUGCUGUCUGCCCUACAGAACCCUUCGCAUGUUGUUCGUGACGCAGCUUUGAGGGGCCUUCAAAUUAUGGUAAAUGCAUUCCCUUCCAAAAAGGAAGAUCCGGAAUUGUUCCUGAGGCUAACUCGUCGGUUAUGGGUGGCCAGAUUUGAAGUUUGUGAAGAAAACAGGGAGCUGGGCCGGAAAGUAUGGGACGAGGCGAGGCUGGACUGCAAGCUGCCUGGCCUGUGCGAGAACCUGCUGGGAGACAUCGUGCAUCCCGUUGGCUGCAUCCAGGAGGCGGGUGCCCUUGCAUUGGCCGACCUUCUCGGUCAGCUCAGGCCCGAAAUCACCGAAGCCACACUCGAGCUACUGCUCAAAACUUACAAGGAAAAACUAGCGAUGGUGCCUCCGCGCCUGGACAGCCUGGGCCGCGUGGUGGAACAGCCCGUGGACACGUGGGAGCCCCGCAGCGGCGUGGCGCUGGCCCUCAAGGAGUUGGCGCCCCUGCUCACCCCCCACGCCGUCUCCCACCUCACCACCUUCUUUGUCACCACCGGCCUCGGCGACCGCAGCGCCCAGGUGCGCACCAAUAUGCUCGCCGCCGCCCUGGCCGCUGUCGAUCUACAUGGAAAGGACACAGUCAACAGCUUAUUGCCCGUGUUUGAGGAGUUCUUGGACAAAGCACCAGAUUCGGGAAGCUACGAUGCCAUUAGACAAUCAGUUGUUAUUCUGAUGGGAUGCCUCGCCAGGCAUUUGGAUAGGGAUGACAAGAAGAUAAAGCCAAUCAUCGGAAAACUUGUAGAUGCUCUGGCAACACCCUCGCAACAGGUUCAAGAAGCUGUAGCCAAUUGUUUACCGCCCCUGGUUCCUGCUAUGAAAGAAGACGCUCCAGCGCUUGUGCAAAAAUUGCUGAGACAGCUUUUGGAGUCUGAGAACUUUGGUGAACGAAAGGGUGCUGCCUAUGGCUUGGCAGGCCUUGUGAAGGGCAUGGGAAUUCUGGUGCUCAAGCAGUUGGAUAUCAUGAGCACUUUGACCAAUGCCAUCCAGGAUAAGAAGAACUAUCGUCGGCGAGAAGGAGCGCUGUUCGCGUUUGAAAUGCUGUGCAACAUGUUGGGGCGACUGUUCGAGCCGUACAUAGUGCACGUGCUGCCUCACCUGUUGCUGUGCUUCGGCGAUGGCAGCCAGUAUGUGCGUGUGGCCACCGACGCAUGCGCACGGGUCGUCAUGAGCAAGCUGUCUGCUCAUGGAGUCAAACUGGUGCUGCCUUCACUGCUCGCUGCUCUAGAGGAGGACUCCUGGCGCACCAAGACUGGUUCUGUGGAGUUGCUAGGAGCAAUGGCGUAUUGUGCGCCCAAACAACUGUCCUCCUGCUUACCGAGCAUUGUUCCCAAACUUAUAGAAGUACUAAGCGACUCACACGUCAGAGUGCAGAAGGCUGGAGCUCAAGCUCUCAAACUUAUCGGCUCAGUCAUCAGGAAUCCCGAAAUUCAAGCGAUUGUGCCAGUGCUGCUAGAGGCACUGCAAGACCCGUCGCACAAGACAGCCACCUGUCUGCAGACGCUGCUGGACACUCAGUUUGUGCACUUCAUAGACGCGCCGUCGCUGGCCCUCAUCAUGCCAGUGGUGCAGCGCGCCUUCAUGGACCGCUCCACCGAGACCAGGAAGAUGGCCGCCCAGAUCAUCGGCAACAUGUACUCGCUCACCGACCAAAAGGACCUCACGCCCUAUCUGCCCACCAUCAUUCCGGGCCUCAAGACCUCGUUGCUCGAUCCUGUGCCCGAGGUGCGUAGCGUGUCGGCGCGUGCCCUGGGCGCCAUGGUGCGAGGCAUGGGAGAGACGAGCUUCGAGGACCUGCUGCCCUGGCUGAUGCACACACUCACAUCGGAGGCCAGCUCCGUCGACCGGUCGGGCGCCGCCCAGGGGCUCAGCGAGGUGGUCGGUGGUCUCGGAGUCGAUAAACUACAUAAACUUAUGCCUGAGAUAAUAGCGACGGCCGAGCGGUCAGACAUAGCGCCGCACGUGAAGGACGGCUACAUAAUGAUGUUCAUCUACAUGCCGGUGGUGUUCACGACCGAGUUCACGCCCUACAUCGGCCACAUCAUCAUCCCGAUCCUGAAGGCACUGGCCGACGAGAACGAGUACGUGCGAGACACCGCCCUGAAGGCGGGCCAGCGCAUAGUCAACCUGUACGCCGACUCAGCCAUCAUGCUGCUGCUGCCCGAACUGGAGAAGGGUCUGUUCGACGACAACUGGCGAAUUCGCUACAGCUCAGUGCAGCUGCUCGGUGACCUGUUGUAUAGGAUAUCGGGCGUGUCGGGCAAAAUGAGCACCGAAACUGCCAACGAGGAUGACAACUUCGGAACCGAACAAUCGCAUAAGGCUAUCAUCACUGCGCUGGGCGCUGACCGACGUAACAGGGUUUUGGCCGGCCUGUACAUGGGCCGGUCUGACGUGUCGCUGAUGGUGCGUCAGGCGGCACUCCACGUGUGGAAGGUGGUGGUCACCAACACCCCCCGCACCCUGCGCGAAAUACUGCCCACUCUCUUCAGUCUGCUGCUCGGCUGUCUCGCUUCCACCAGCUACGAUAAACGACAGGUGGCAGCCCGCACACUGGGCGACCUGGUGCGUAAGCUGGGCGAACGCAUCCUGCCCGAGAUCAUCCCCAUCCUGGAGGGCGGACUGGAGUCGGAGCACGCCGACCAACGACAGGGUGUCUGCAUCGGGCUGUCGGAGAUCAUGGCGUCGACCAGCCGCGACAUGGUGCUCACCUUUGUCAACAGCCUUGUGCCCACUGUCAGCCGGGCCCUCUGCGAUCCGCUGCCUGAGGUGCGACAAGCCGCCGCUAAGACAUUCGACAGCCUGCAUACCACCGUUGGUAGCCGCGCGCUGGACGACAUUCUGCCGUCGAUGCUGGAGCAGCUGUCGGACCCGGACCCGCAGGUGGCCGAGUGGACGCUGGAUGGCCUCCGUCAGGUGAUGGCCAUCAAGUCACGUGUGGUGCUGCCCUACCUGGUGCCGCAGCUGACGGCGCCCCCCGUCAACACCAAGGCCCUCUCCAUCCUGGCCGCUGUCGCCGGCGAUGCGCUCACCAAGUACCUGCACAAGAUACUGCCCGCCCUGCUCACCGCGCUCUCCAACGCACACAAGUCUCACCAGGAGCUAGAGUACUGUCAAGCAGUGGUGUUGUCUGUGACAGACGAGGUGGGCAUUCGUGCAAUCAUGGACCAGCUGAUGGAGGUGACGCGUUCGGAGCGCGUCGAGAUGCGGCGCGCAUCCGUCACACUGCUGUGCUCGUUCUGCUCGCACUCGCGCGCCGAUUACUCGCAGUAUGUGCCAAUGCUGGUGCGCGGACUCAUUCACCUUUUCACCGAUGAAGAUCGCGAGGUGCUUAUCACCAGCUGGGAGACGCUGGCUGCCGUCACCAGGACACUGGAUUCGGAGCAGCAAAUCUCUCACGUGGGAGACGUGAGGCAAGCUGUCAAGUUCGCCAUGAGUGAUAUGAAAGGCUGUGAUUUGUUACCAGGAUUCUGUUUGCCCAAGGGAAUAACGCCGAUCCUGCCGCUGUUCAGAGAGGCGAUCCUGAACGGCAUUCCGGAGCAGAAGGAGGCGGCGGCGCAGGGCCUGGGCGAGGUGAUCCGACUGACGAGUGCCCAAUCGUUGCAGCCCAGUGUGGUGCAUAUCACCGGCCCACUAAUUCGCAUACUCGGCGACCGAUUCAACUGGAGUGUCAAGGCUGCCGUCCUCGAAACGCUCGCCAUACUACUCGCCAAGGUAGGAGUGAUGCUGAAACAGUUCCUGCCGCAACUGCAGACGACGUUCCUGAAGGCUUUGAACGACGCCAACCGCCAGGUAAGGAUCAAGGCGGCGGCGGCACUCAGUCAGCUGAUCGUCAUCCACACCAGGGCUGACCCUCUCUUCACCGACCUACAUGUCGGCGUCAGGAACGCCGAGGAUCCUGCCAUCAGAGAAACAAUGCUGCAAGCGCUGCGCGGUGUGACAACGCCGGCCGGCGACAAAAUGUCCGAACCACUUCGAAAGGCAGUGCACAACACAUUGUUGGCGAUGCUGGCUCAUCCCGAAGAUGUGACCAGAUCCGCUGCGGCCGGCUGUCUCGGUGCUCUGUGUCAGUGGCUCACGCCCGAGCAGCGGCAUGUGACGCUCAUGGACCACUUGCUGCAGGACGACACUCCGCUGGAUUGGACUGUACGACACGGUCGCAGUGCGGCCCUCAUGGUCGUGCUCAAAGAAUCCGCUUCCAUUGUCUAUACCGAAGAAUAUUCGGAAAGGAUCAACAAAACACUUCUCUCCUUCCUCAUGGCUGACAGGGUACCAAUUGCUAUGAAUGGAGUGAGAGGCUGUGGCUACUUGUUCCAGCAUUUGAUGCAUGUAAAACAAACUCUUCCACAACAAUUACUUUCUCCAUUUGUUAGGACAAUGAAUCACACGAAUAACGAGAUGAAGCAGCUGGUGGCUCGGGUGUGUUCGUACCUGGCCAAGGUCGAGGAAGACCUGGCUCCCGAGUUCCUGAAGGCGGCCAUUCCCAUGCUGGUGAAUGGCACUAAGGAGAAGAACAGCUAUGUCAAGGCCAACAGUGAAUUGUCACUGGUCGCUGUGCUCAGGCUCAGGCAAGGCGAUGCUGCUCAGCAGUGUUGCAUGAACCUGUUAGAAAUUGGUGCCAGAGAAUCGUUGAGUGAUGUGAUCACAAAGGUGCUAAGGAAGGUGGCCAACCAACCAGAGGGCAAAGAGGAGGAGCUAGACGACACUCUGCUGACCUGAAGCCCCGCCCACAACUUCACCCAAGCACCGCCCAUAACUUCACCCAAGCCCCGCCCACUUGCUCUUCUUAUUUGUACUCUCACCAUACUUGUUCUUCCAUAAUAUGCUCCUCUAUCUUGUGUAAGAGCCAUACAACCCUGAUUUUGGUGUGCUAUGAGUAUACUCAAAGACUAUAUUUUAUAUUGAUAUCCUGUCUUGACUGAUAUGACAUGUAUUAGUAAUUGAAGAAUUUUAACAAAAUGAUUAGUUUCUCAGGUCUUGAACUUGUAUGAUCCUUGAUUAAAUUAUGCACACAGUCGUUGAUUUUUGUGACUGAUAAUUCAUUUUUAAUGUGUGAUUGAACGUUGUUGAGAAAUUUAUAUUAUUAACUUUUUUCAGUUCUUUGUUGUUGAUCUUAUAUUCAAAGUAAUAAUUUCCUAUGAUUUGCUGGGAAUAUAUAUAUUUUUUUCAUAACAUGUCUCAUUGCUAAAGCCAUAAUACAAGCCUUAUAAUUUACGGAUACUUAAUUCUAACUUUCAGUUCAAAAACAACUCUGAACCUAUUCUAUAUGAACCAAUAAAUUAUUUGUUUUUUAUAAUAAUUAAAAUUUAUAUUAAUCAAUUUAGCCAAUUAUAUUAACACUGUUGAUGUUGACCUUCCAGUGUCGAUGUUGUAUUAUUCCUGAUGGUUUUAUAUAAAUAUAUGUAUAUCAAAUUGAAAGGCGAACCAGGUGAGUUCGCAUUAGUGAAUUAAAUAAUUUCACACUGUCUAAA
Nilaparvata lugens (brown planthopper) is the source of this 9683-nucleotide messenger RNA. It is a transcript of the gene l(3)80Fj, whose product is annotated as eIF-2-alpha kinase activator GCN1. The coding region runs from base 37 to 8931 and encodes 2964 amino acids. Gene Ontology annotation, cellular component: cytosol. Gene Ontology annotation, molecular function: protein kinase regulator activity. The transcript has 45 exons. The record is from RefSeq and is a predicted model, not a curated record. Gene Ontology annotation, biological process: cellular response to amino acid starvation; regulation of translation. NCBI's taxonomy places the organism in Eukaryota, Metazoa, Arthropoda, Insecta, Hemiptera, Delphacidae.